CACAUGGAGAGGAAGAGGAGGAGGAGAAGAGAUGAGAAACCAAGCGAGAAGAUGUUAAGGGAUUAAUCAAAUCCACGAAACGUUUGACGUCCGCCAGUGCACGGGUAGAUCUCCUCUCUCUCUCUCUCUCUCUCUCUCUCUCUCUCUCUCCCGCUGAAGAAGCAACCGAAAUCGAAGGCGAACAGUCUUUAAUCAUAUUUAAGGCAAACCCUAAGUCCAUAACCGGGUGGGAGCUGUGGAAGCUCAAGUGGAGGUGGGGGAAAGGUGGAGAUUUGGCUUCAGUUCUGGGGUUUCUCCGUCGAUCUUGCCGGGGGAGGAUUCGAACGCUGUAAGUCCGUCUCGAUUGUUCUUUCUUGCUAGUUUUUCCUUUGGAUCCUUGAGAAAUUUGGCUCCUUUGGGUCUACACGCCGUGAUCCGAGGUGGGAGAAACAGCGUGGGAUUCGAUUUGGUCCGGAGUUUUCGGUACUGGUGUGGAAUGCCCUAGGUGUCGGAGUGGGUGUUGAGGUUUUACUUCGGGUUCCAACGGGCCAAGUGGAGAAGAUCGGUGUGAGCAGAGGGGAAGUGGACAAAAGAUCAGAUUUUGAACUCAUUUGGAAUCCUUGCUUUCCGUUCCCGAGGAAAAGAUCUAAUCUUCUUUCGCUAUGUCUGCUUGAUUUUUGUGGGCAUUUUGGUUGCCCCGGACAGCGAGAGGAAGCGAUAAGGUAUUUCAUUUUGUGGAGAAUUUGAUGGACCGUUCUUGUUUUGAUCCCACCUCUCUGACUCCCUCAUCUUGCUCUGUGUUUGAAAGGAAAGGGUUUCUUCCCCUGUCAGUGCUGAUAUGUAAUGUUGAGACCAUAAAACCGUGUUGAUCUAAGCAGUGUUUCCGUAUCGGCUACUCUUUUUUUGCUUUCCAGAACAUGGUGCCGUCAGGUUCUUCGAAUCCCAUCGGCGGAUCUCAGUCAGUGAAUCCUUCCCUUCUGCGGUCGAAUUCAGGGUUGCUCGGAGGAUCCCAGCCUGGUUCAAUCCCAUCACAGACCCCUUUCUCUUCUCUGGUCUCUCCUCGCACCCAGUUCAAUGGUAACAGCUUGCUUGGAAACAUAUCCAAUGUUUCAGCCCUCAACAAUUCAUUUGGAAAUGGAGGGACUGUUAGUGGGCUUUCCAUGCCAAUGAAUCUCCAACAGCGAGGUGGUCUUGGUGGUGCAGUUGAUACGGUCAGCUCCGAGCCUAAUCCUCUGUCAUCGUUCACGUCUUCGUCAGGCCAAAGCCAAGGGCAGCAACAACAAUGCUUCCAGAACCCUUCAGGCAGCCAGCUUGGUCCAGACCAACCACAGUCUCAACUUGAUGCAGUGCAGAAUUUCCAGCAACAAUUCUCUGUUCCUCAAAGUCAACAGCAGCAGCAGCAGCUGCUGCUACUUCGAGGAGGAUUUAGUAAUGUGGGACACAUGGGGCCUGUUAAGUUGGAGCCGCAAAUUGGUCCUAGCAAUCAGAUUGGUCCAUCACAACAGUUACAGAUGUUACGCGGAACUGGUGCAGUAAAAAUGGAGCCACAGCAGUUGCAAUCCUUUAGAAGCAUGGGUCCUGUCAAAAUGGAAACUCAACAUUCAGAUCCUUCAUUGUUUCUGCAGCAGCAACAGCAGCAGCAACAACAGCAGCAGAUUUUGCAGUUAUCAAGGCAGAACCCUCAGGUUGCAGCUGCACAAAUGAAUCUCUUGCAACAGCAAAGGCUGCUGCAGUUGCAGCAGCAACAGCAGCAGCAACAACAGCAACAGCAACAGCAACAGAUUGGCAAGGCCUUCCCUCAGCAAAGAAGCCAGUUGCAGCAGCAGCUUCUCCAGCACAAUGUUCCAGUUAGGCCUCCAAUGAGAUCUACGACAUAUGAGCCGGGGAUGUGUGCUCGGAGGUUAACCCAGUAUAUGUGCCAUCAGCAGCACCGACCACAGGAUAACAACAUAGAAUUUUGGAGGAAAUUUAUAGCCGAGUACUUUGCUCCUAAUGCCAAGAAGAGGUGGUGUGUUUCUCUUUAUGGAAGUGGCCGUCAAACUACUGGUGUUUUCCCGCAGGAUGUGUGGCACUGCGAGAUAUGCAACCAUAAGCCUGGACGUGGUUUUGAAACCACAGUUGAGGUUUUACCCAGGCUUUUCCAAAUAAAAUAUGCUAGUGGAACCUUAGAGGAACUUCUGUAUGUUGACAUGCCCCGUGAGUAUCAGAAUGCUUCAGGUCAAAUUGUAUUGGAUUAUGCCAAGGCAAUUCAGGAGAGUGUCUUCGAGCAAUUGCGUGUGGUGCGUGAUGGCCAACUACGGAUUGUUUUUAAUCCUGAUCUGAAGAUUUCUUCUUGGGAGUUCUGUGCUAGGCGCCAUGAGGAGCUUAUUCCUCGAAGAGCUAUCACUCCUCAGGUUAGUCAACUUGGUGUUGUGGUGCAGAGAUAUCAGGUUGCAGCUCAAAAUGCAUCAUCAGGCUUAUCCACACAGGAUUUACAGAACACAUGUAACUCGUUUGUAGCAUCUGCUCGUCAGUUGGCUAAAGCUUUGGAAGUGCCAUUGGUAAAUGAUUUAGGGUACACAAAAAGAUAUGUCCGUUGCCUUCAGAUAUCUGAAGUGGUUAACAGUAUGAAGGAUUUGAUUGAUUAUAGCAAACAAACUGAGGCUGGACCUAUUGAUUGCCUGAUUAACUUCCCUCGGAGGACUUCCACUUCGUCAGGGCUUCAAGCUGAGCAAGCCCAACAACCUGAUCAACAGCAACCCAUCACCCAGAAUUCAAACCAUAAUGAUCAGGGAUCUGCUCAUGCCCCCAAUGUACCACUUUCCGCUGGCAGCAAUAAUGUUGUUGGUGUAGAUAACUCACUUACUGCUGCUUCAUCUACUUCUGCGUCCACCAUCAUUGGUAUUCUCCAUCAGAAUUCUACGAAUAUCAGCUCAUCAAAUUCAUUAGCUCCAACCCAGUCCAAUCCUCCUUUGAAACCUGCUUCCGGUGACAACCCAACAGCAACCUCUCAUAAUGCUACUUACCUGAGCUCCACAAAUUCAAGUGCAAGUUUGUCUACAAUGCAACAGCCGGUUGCACAGUUGCAUGAAACUGAUCCAAGUGAUUCACAGAGCUCUGUCCAGAAAAUUUUACAGGAGUUGAUGUCAUCACAGCUAAAUGGUGUCAGCUCCUUGGGGAACGAGACAAAGAUGAUUAGUGGUGUCACACCAGCUUUGAGUGGGGGAAACUGUUUAGUCGGAAAUGGGAUAUCCAAUGACUCAGCUAUAAGUGGCACAGGCUUUACAGGUCUUGGUGGGAUUGGUCUAUCUGGUGCUGCUAGUGGAAUGCGAGCAGCAAUGACAAAUAAUGCUAUGGCUAUGAAUGGGAGGAUUGGAAUGAAUCACUUUUCCCAAGACCCAACAGCUAUAAACCGUCAGCAGCAAGAUAUCGGAAAUCGAUUGCUGGACAGGUUAGGAGCAGUAACUAACUUCAACAAUCUUCAAUUUGAUUGGAAGUCCUCCCCAUAGAAGUGAAGCAGAGGUGUUGGCGAAUUGAAAUUUUUACUCAAGUGGACAAAAGUGGUUUGAGCAAAUGAUAAAUCGUCAAACUGCACAUGAUCAAAUAUUUCAGUUCUUCUCCCACUUUUUUGGAAGCCUCUCAACUAAUUCCUCCGAAAGAUAACACAUGAUAGCUUCUUUCCUAGUUCUUGUUCCAAUUACAUGUCUUCUAACUGCCACUUGUAAUGCUGCAUAUUGUGUAUUAUGCUUCCAAGGAACAUCUACUAUAUCAAUGGGAAACCUGUGCAUUUGUGGAGCGAAAGAUCCUGGUAUUGCUUGUAGCCAUUUCUCAAUUAUAAAGAUGAGAUACGAGAUGGCUUGGAUAUGGAGGGAUGCCUCUUUUUUAUCUUUUACCCUCUUCUCAAAAAUUUGUAAAGAAUUGCUUUUUCCUCAUCGAUUUUUUUAUAUUGGCAAAGAUGAAAGUUGGAGUUCUCAAGGUUCA
Messenger RNA from Musa acuminata AAA Group (dessert banana), 3939 nucleotides. Its product is annotated as transcriptional corepressor SEUSS-like. NCBI's taxonomy places the organism in Eukaryota, Viridiplantae, Streptophyta, Magnoliopsida, Zingiberales, Musaceae. Gene Ontology annotation, biological process: negative regulation of transcription by RNA polymerase II; positive regulation of transcription by RNA polymerase II. The transcript has 10 exons. The record is from RefSeq and is a predicted model, not a curated record. Bases 897 to 3467 code for a protein of 856 amino acids. Gene Ontology annotation, cellular component: nucleus; transcription regulator complex.